AUGACGAAUAACACAAAUAAAUAUUUAAAUGAUGCUCUAGAAUUGCGAAUUGCCUACUUAGCAAACUCAUCCUUUAAACUGUUUGAUAAAUUGCCCUCAAUCUCACACCAUUUAAUGAGAUGUGCUGUUGGUUUCUCUACUCAAUCACAUAAAGUUCCUACUGAAUUUAAUGUGUGUAAGAAGUGUGGAAUACCUCUAGUUCCAUGUGUAAAUCUGGAGAUCAGAUGCAGGAAAUGUACCAAAAGGAAUCGUAAAACUUUUAAAAAAUAUCUUAAGAAAAAGACUCAUAAAAUGUAUCAUAAGAACAAAAUGGUAUCUAUUAGCUGA
Theileria orientalis strain Shintoku is the source of this 327-nucleotide messenger RNA. RefSeq lists its product as uncharacterized. Bases 1 to 327 code for a protein of 108 amino acids. The record is from RefSeq and is a predicted model, not a curated record. Lineage: Eukaryota; Apicomplexa; Aconoidasida; Piroplasmida; Theileriidae. The transcript is spliced from 3 exons.